UUUAUACAUACAUACAUACAGCAACGGAAGGUUACAAACACGGGUGCGUUCCGUAUUUUUCUGUCGGUGAAAUGUGUGUAUGAAUGUGUGCGGUAUGAUAGGAAGGGGAACGCGAUUGUUAGAACGAAACGGACGCCUACCAAGAUCCAAAAUCGAAAUCCUCCUCAUUCUAACGUUUACUGUUGAUCCGAAAACAAGCUAGGAAAUUUAGUUGCAUUUUUUUUUUGUUUGACUGGAAGACUGCCAAAUUUUACUGAUACAAUUAUGUCUCGAAAACAAGAUACGACUCCCCUACAAGAGGCCUUUAAGAAACAACCCCAACUUAUAACUACUUACGACCAGAAAAAUGGAGGUGUUAAAACAGAUAUAAUAAUGGCCAAUUAUAAGUGCGAAAAGAACGAAGUCCCUGUAUCGACGGUAACGUUAGCUAAUGGCUCCACUGUACCCCUGGUUGCUAAUCCGCCCAAGGAUGAGGAGCUCGGAGAAUACGAUCCGUUCCAGCACCGGAAAUUGGACCAUCCAACUUCGGAUUUGGAUACACUUAUUCAUCUCUUGAAGGGCAGUUUGGGGAGUGGUAUUCUGGCCAUGCCUCUCGCUUUUGCCCACGCUGGUCUGGGAUUUGGGUUGUUUGCCACAUUAGCUGUAGGAGCCAUUUGCACAUUUUGUAUCCACAUCUUGGUGAGAAGCGCUCAUACGCUCUGUCGAAGAAGUAGAAUUCCCUCAUUAGGCUUCGCUGAGGUUGCUGAAGCAGCCUUCCUUGCUGGACCAGAAUGCUUGCACCAAUGGUCUCGAUUUGCAAAAGCAAUGAUUAAUCUGUUCCUUGUCAUCGACUUACUAGGAUGUUGUUGCGUAUAUAUUGUAUUCGUGUCAGAAAAUUUGAAGCAAGUAGUAGACUUUUACACUGGAAGCCAUAUGGAUUUGAGGUUAUACAUGGUGGCACUUUUACCGUUUUUGAUUUUAUUGAAUCUAGUUAGAAAUUUGAAAUAUUUGGCACCAUUUUCUAUGUUGGCAAACAUAUUGGUUGGUUGUGGAAUUGGAAUUACUUUCUAUUACAUAUUUGCUGAUCUUCCUCCAGUGAGCAGUAGAAAUAUUGUUGUAAGUGCCCAUCAGUGGCCUAUGUUCUUCGGAACUGCAAUUUUUGCGUUGGAAGGAAUUGGUGUCGUUAUGCCUUUGGAAAAUAACAUGAAAACUCCAGAUCAUUUCAUCGGUUGCCCUGGAGUGCUAAAUACCGGAAUGUUUUUCGUCGUGCUUUUGUAUUCUUCUGUCGGAUUUUUUGGAUAUCUCAAAUAUGGCGAAGAAACCAGAGGGAGCAUAAGUCUUAAUCUUCCCCAAGAUGAAAUUUUGGCUCAAAGCGUGAAACUUAUGAUUGCUCUUGCAAUUUUUAUUACCUACAGCUUACAAUUCUACGUGCCAAUGGAAAUAAUCUGGAAAAACUUGAAGCAAAACUUUGGUGCAAGAAAAUUGAGAGUUGAAUAUGCCGUUCGAAUUGCGAUAAUAUGUGGAACAGUAGUCAUUGCUGUUGCAAUUCCUAACCUUGGAGGAUUUAUUUCCUUGGUUGGUGCUGUGUGCCUUUCUACUCUUGGCCUUAUAUUCCCAGCAAUAGUCGAUUUAGUAACAUUCUAUGAAGAACCAGGUCUUGGCAGAUUCAACUGGAGAUUAUGGAGAAAUGGAUUUUUGAUUGUAUUUGGAUUGAUCGGUUUUCUCACAGGCAGUUAUGUCAGCAUUCAAGAAAUUAUGGGAAGCCAAGAUGACUGAUUUCCUUAAGGAAUACAUUGUCACUUCAUGGUCUGAAGAGAGACAAUAACAUUUUAUACCCAAUAGCUAUUGAACAUCUUUGUAGAAUAACACGUAAAAUCGUUCCUUAUAGAUAGCAAGCGGUCUUUAGAAAGGCCAUAUUAAAUUAAAUUUUAUAAUUUGACUGUUCAAUCUGUGAUUUUUAUACAGGUUAAACGUAAGUUAAUAGUAACGAUUCGGCACAAGCACCGCCUUCUCGUGACAAUUGAAGGUAUAUAAUAUAUGUAAUAAGUAUUUAUUUCGUCAAAUUGUGAUUGUCUACACACUUUACCGUAUUAAGAUCGAAUUGAGUUCUAAAUUAAAUAGGUACAGUAUUCUGGUUCCACGAGAACUAAAUAUUUUUAACUAACAAUAAUGAGAACCAUCAUUCUUAAAUAAACAAUCUCAGAGAAAUAAGAAAUAAAAAAAUAAACGAAAGAAAUCUAUAUUUUAGAGAAGUUCCUUAUGCUUUGUUAGAUCAUGAGUAGGAGUUGUUGUGAAUAUUUUAUUUCAGUUGUUAAUUUUCUACUACCUACCUUCAUUAUUUAUUAGAGAAACAUUUUAUCAUUAAUUUCGUAGUUUUUGAAAAGUUCCAUGAUUUAUUUUUAUCAAAAUCGAAAAUGCAAUUAGUUUUCUCCUUAUUUUCCUAAUGAUUUACUUGGUUAUCAUACUAUAGAAGCACAGUUCUGGCUUCAGGUAUCUCAUGCGUCCUUUAUUAAUCGAAAAGGCUUAUGUAAACCAUGGAAUUUUUCUUAUUUGGAUUUAUUAUUUUUACAGUAGAACAGUAGCAAUUCA
This is a messenger RNA of Agrilus planipennis (emerald ash borer), 2568 nucleotides long. RefSeq names its product proton-coupled amino acid transporter-like protein pathetic. The coding region runs from base 265 to 1755 and encodes 496 amino acids. NCBI's taxonomy places the organism in Eukaryota, Metazoa, Arthropoda, Insecta, Coleoptera, Buprestidae. Gene Ontology annotation, biological process: amino acid transmembrane transport. The record is from RefSeq and is a predicted model, not a curated record. Gene Ontology annotation, cellular component: vacuolar membrane. Gene Ontology annotation, molecular function: amino acid transmembrane transporter activity. The transcript has 5 exons.